This is a messenger RNA of Pseudovirgaria hyperparasitica, 965 nucleotides long. RefSeq lists its product as uncharacterized. The coding region runs from base 159 to 746 and encodes 195 amino acids. The transcript has a single exon. NCBI's taxonomy places the organism in Eukaryota, Fungi, Ascomycota, Dothideomycetes, Acrospermales, Acrospermaceae. The record is from RefSeq and is a predicted model, not a curated record.
CAACACUCUACUCAAUACAACAACUUCUUACAACAAGUAUCCGUAUACACACUCAGACUUCUUGACUGUUUGGUCUUCCAUCAACUGAAAACUCUUCGUUAUACUCUUCUACUAUAUCUCGUCUGAGACACCUGCUUUGCCGUCAAAGAAUCUACAAUAUGGCACAUCCUCGACCCGACGGACAGACCUUAAAUUCUACCAAUGUCUCAUUUAUGAGCUCUCUCUGGGCUAUAAAAGCCGGUACAUUGGAAGAAAAGGUUCAGAUUCUCUGGAACGGCAUCCUGAACACCUAUUUCCCACCGACUGAGCCGUACAAAAUUGCGAUCAAAGCCGUUGUGCUCACAGAUAAUACUGCGCUGGAUGCGGUUAUCUUUGAGAUACAUGCCUUACAAGAACCUAGGUCUUCACAACACCUUCAAGAACCUAGGUCUUCACACCAACUUCAAGAACGGCAGAUCUUCAUGGUCGAGUGCAAAAGAAUUUCUGAAGACACACUGGAGGGCUGGUUGGGCGCCCAAGCACAGCUCCUUGGCUACCUCGAAUCGAAUAGCAAUGUCGCCACUUGCAGCGGCAUGUAUGGUGCCUGUACCAUUGGAAGCAAGGUCAUGUUCUUCGAGUGGAUCAAAGAUUCCCAUCGAUUGACUGCAAUCAGUCCGAUGCUCGACAUGAAAGAACCAAUCGACCGUCCUGUUGUCGAGGAUAUGCUAAUUCGCGUCAAACAAUAUGGUUGGAUUCGCACAAACUGAUCAUUCUGAUAAAGAUUACUAGACCGUCGACAAAACCAGAAUACAAAGAAAACGCAGUACCUAGUCAAGUGGAAAGGCUGGGGACCGAUACACAACCAAUGGUACAACGUGGAAGACCUGACCGGUGCUCGCGAGCUCCAACGAGAAUCCGAAAGCAUACCACCAGCUCGUCAUUCUCAAAAGACAGCGCCAGUCAAAUUCGAAAGACACCAGCGCGAA